Messenger RNA from Neurospora tetrasperma FGSC 2508, 429 nucleotides. RefSeq lists its product as uncharacterized. The transcript has a single exon. Bases 1 to 429 code for a protein of 142 amino acids. NCBI's taxonomy places the organism in Eukaryota, Fungi, Ascomycota, Sordariomycetes, Sordariales, Sordariaceae. The record is from RefSeq and is a predicted model, not a curated record.
AUGCCUCCCCUGGCCUUCUUAACCGCCUCUCUCUACGGAUUAUCAGCUUAUAAACUCUGCUCCUCCUCUUCCUCUUCCUCUUCUUCCUCUCGGACUCGGAAGCAGACUCAGACUCAACAGCGCAAGAAUGAAAAACGCUCCAAGUUAUUCGCCAUUGCAGCCAUUGCGACGCUCGCCAUCGGCCCCUUGACGCUGCUCGUCAUGUCCCCUACCAACAAGGAGUUGAUGAGGCUCAAUGAGAUCCAGAUUGAACCCGGUCCGUUGGUGAGUGAUGUGGAAGAGGUGAGGGAGUUGGUGAGGAAGUGGAAUUGGUUGCAUGUUGUGCGGAGCUUGGGGCCGGUGGUGGGGUGUGUGGUUGGGUGGUUUGGGGUUUUUGGGUAUGGAGACGAGGAGAAGGGUGAGGAGAAGGUUGAAGGUGAGAAGCAGUGA